Emericellopsis cladophorae is the source of this 816-nucleotide messenger RNA. Its product is annotated as NAD(P)-binding protein. Gene Ontology annotation, molecular function: oxidoreductase activity, acting on the CH-OH group of donors, NAD or NADP as acceptor. The record is from RefSeq and is a predicted model, not a curated record. NCBI's taxonomy places the organism in Eukaryota, Fungi, Ascomycota, Sordariomycetes, Hypocreales, Bionectriaceae. The transcript has 5 exons. The coding region runs from base 1 to 816 and encodes 271 amino acids.
AUGUCCUCUUACGUUGUUGUCGGAGCAUCGCGAGGCCUUGGCUUUGAAUACCUCAAACAACUUUCUGAAAACCCCGAAAAUGUUGUCGUCGGCCUCGUCCGUAAUGUGCAGGCCACCAAAGAAAAGGUUGCUGCUGAAAUCAAUCGACCCAAUGUCCACAUCUUCUAUACCGAUCUGAACGACUACAAGACACUCCCUGGAGCUGUGGAGGAGACCUCCAAGGUCAGUGGCGGCAAGCUGGAUGUCCUCAUCGCCAAUGCGGCCGUUGGCGGAGACCACUUUGACCAAACGCUGAGCCAGCUAGGCAGCGACCCUGGGAAGCUUGAGAAAGACUUGACGGAUUGUUUCCGCCUCAACGCGGUUGCGCAAGCCCACGCGGUCAAUGCUUUUAUGCCUCUUGUCCUGCUGGGCAAGGCCAAGAAAGUGAUCAUGAUGACGACAGGCAUGGCCGACGUGGACUUGGUGAGGAAAUACGAUAUAUGGAUGGCCGUGGGCUACUGUGCUUCGAAAGCAGCCCUGAACAUGAUCAUCGCCAAGUUCAGUGCCGAGUACCGCGAAAAGGGUGUCCUAUUUCUGGGCAUCUCCCCUGGCGUGGUCGAUACAAGUGCAACCGACACCGACGGCUCCAAAGAUCCCACGAACCCCGCUUUGUCAGCGCUGGGGGCGAAGCUGCUCGAGUACGAACCAGGGUGGAAGGGCGCGAUUACAACCGAGGAGUCAAUCAAGAAGGUCCUGUCCGUGACUGAGAAAGCGAGUGUUGAGGAUGGCAAUGCUGGCGACUUCUUAUCUCACUUUGGUAACAAGAAGUGGGUGUAA